Messenger RNA from Zychaea mexicana, 1193 nucleotides. RefSeq lists its product as uncharacterized. Bases 190 to 969 code for a protein of 259 amino acids. Gene Ontology annotation, biological process: maturation of SSU-rRNA from tricistronic rRNA transcript (SSU-rRNA, 5.8S rRNA, LSU-rRNA). The transcript has 6 exons. The record is from RefSeq and is a predicted model, not a curated record. NCBI's taxonomy places the organism in Eukaryota, Fungi, Mucoromycota, Mucoromycetes, Mucorales, Lichtheimiaceae. Gene Ontology annotation, cellular component: nucleolus.
UCCUGCUUGCUCCGGCUAAUCCACACACAGUAUGGAAGAAGUUAGCUGGUAACAAAUGCUUCUGGUGUUCGCUUAAACAAUUUUUCCGCUUAAAACGUGGAACACACACAAAAAAAAAAAUCUUGCUUGAACAAAGCUGUGGCGUUUCUUGAAACCAGUACAUUACUGCUUUACAUACUCUGAAGAAUAAUGAGCUCGCUGGCAGCCUUGAUCAGCAGUGUCAAGUCCAACACUGCAAACAAUACCCAAUUACAGCGUACUCUUGGAAAGAAACGGUCUGCAAGCAACGAGUCGAGUCAAGAUCAAUUGAUCAAAAAACUGAAAAAGGAAAAGGCCGCACAACCUAUAAAGACGAAAAAGAGCAGUAAGGCAGACGGUCCUGAUGUUGUUGUAUUUGACGAUUCAGCCUUGAGCAAGCAAACAAUCAGCGAUCGUGCAGACAGAAAGGCUUUCAUGUCAUCAAAAAUAUCCAAGGCAGAAACGUUAUCGAAUGGAAAGGAACCAAAAAAGAUGACGGAAAAGGAACAACAAGAUGAAGAGGAGAAUAAGCAGCGUGAUUUUGAGUUGAAUCAACUUUUGGCUACGUCAAAACUUCUUGAAGAUUACCAGAAAGAUGAAAUGACGGGCAAAGAACGACGGAAACACAUGAUGGAUAAGCUGGAGAAUUUGGGCGUAAAGAAAUCUGGAAACCCAAACAUGCCCUUGGCGAUGCAUAAAGGCAUGCAAGAAAAGAAACGCGAGCGGGAACAAAAACGAAUGCAGGAAGCCAUGAAUAUGGGUCUGUACGACAAGUCCCUGAAGCAUCUGUACACGUCCAGCACGAGCAAAAAGAAGGAACGUAACCGGGAUCCCGGAAUUACCAACGGCAUUGGCAGAAUGAAGGGUGGCACACUUAUCAUUGGGAAGCAAGACAUAGCACGGGUACAAAGACAAGGAACAAAGAGCAGUAGCAAUAAAAAGAAACGAUGAUGUUUUAUUCUUCACCGAGCAACAGUUUAAGCUCCUGGAUCCUGACAAGUCUUUCGGGUAUGAGGUUCAUCAAUUCGUCGAUUUCCUUUUCCUUAUCCACAUCUUCCUUGUCCUGUUCUUGUGUUAAUUGGGCAAAUUCUUGAAUGAUGUUUUGAUUAUCGUCGAUUUCAUCGUUUAUAUGGCGUACGCGCUCCCGAAUCGCCUGUACGUCCGUUUCUUCGCGA